Molecule: messenger RNA, 1263 nt
Organism: Hibiscus syriacus
Lineage: Eukaryota; Viridiplantae; Streptophyta; Magnoliopsida; Malvales; Malvaceae
Product: protein SYM1-like
Cellular component (GO): membrane; cytoplasm
Source: RefSeq, a predicted model, not a curated record
UAAUAUCCAACUUAGUUGAACCUCUUACUCCAACAAACCUCGGAUCCAUGGCCGCUACUAUCACCGGCCAUAAACCCUCGGCGGUUUUCAAACCAAUAGUCGAAUCCCACAAGUUCUCCGGUUUCACCACACAUCUUCUCUCAACUCCUUUCUCUUGCAAAACCAACCCAAACCCAUUAAAGCUCAGGACCAAAAACAGAAGAAAUUGGGUCAUCGGAUCAGUCACGGAGGGCAAAGAAUUGGCUCCAUCCAAGACUGACCAUUCCGAUGAAGCUAAGAAACCAAAUGCGUCCAAAAUUUUGGAAUCUUCUGAUGAUGAUACGGGAGGUGGUGGUGAUGAUGUCAAGAAGAUGAGUAGUAGAGCGAUCAAUGCAUCUAUUGUUCUUGGAGUUGGCACACUUGCUGUAUCUAAGCUGCUUACAAUUGAUCAUGAUUACUGGCAUGGAUGGACACUUUAUGAGGUACUCCGAUAUGUUCCUGAACAUAAUUGGAUCGCAUAUGAACAAGCUCUUAAAGCCAAUCCAGUGAUAGCUAAAAUGGCAAUAAGUGGGAUAGUCUACUCACUAGGAGAUUGGAUUGCACAAUGUUAUGAAGGAAAUCCUCUUUUCGACUUUGACAGGACACGCCUGUUCAGAUCCGGCCUCGUUGGAUUUACUCUCCACGGAUCACUUUCACAUUAUUAUUACCAGUUCUGUGAGGCUCUGUUUCCUUUUGAUGACUGGUGGGUGGUUCCGGCAAAAGUUCUCUUCGACCAAACAGUUUGGGCAGCAAUCUGGAACACUAUCUACUUCGUGGUUUUGGGGUUCUUGCGUUUCGAAUCCUCCGAUAAUAUCUUUGAAGAACUGAAGGCAACAUUUUGGCCUAUGCUAACUGCAGGUUGGAAACUUUGGCCAUUUGCUCAUUUGAUCACCUAUGGUGUGAUACCUGUCGAACAAAGGCUUCUUUGGGUUGAUUGUGUGGAGCUUAUCUGGGUAACCAUAUUGUCAACUUAUUCUAACGAGAAAUCAGAAGCGCGUAUAACUGAAGAUGCAGACUCUAGUCCCAAGGAAUAAACGAAUUCGAGAUCAUGUCUCAAUUGUAAAGACAGGAGGAUCACUUGUGGUGAAACAGUAGUCCAAAGUUCCUACCAUUUUUUAUACUUGCUUAUGUUAGUAUUUCAUGUAUAAUAGCCGGGGGGGGGGGGGGUUAUUGAGCUUAGCUAAGAUAUCAGUAAAUUAACCCAAGCCUAGUAGAUGUUUCGACCCAUCUCAUAACUUAAGAAUA